AUGGAAAAUGAGUAUGUCAUUACAGUUGAUUUAAAAAAUACCAAAGAUGAAUCAAGACGAAAGGUGAUUGAAUUCACGUGCUCCUCGGGAUAUCACGAUCCAGUGAAUGAAGCUUAUGGUCCUGCUACGGACGCGUUCUUCUGUGGAACUGUCAGCCAGAAGAUGCUGAAAGAUUGGUACGGACUUACUCCUCUGAACAAACCAGCAGUUCUUGUUCAUUACGGCGAUAAGGUAGACAAUGCCUUCUGGUUCAAGUCUGCUGUAAUGAUUGGAGAUGGAUUUGAAUCGUUUUAUCCUUUAUGCAACUUGGACACGUUGGCACACGAACUGGGACACGGGGUCACUGAAACGUAUAGCGACUUGGUAUACGAAAAACAGUCUGGCGGUAUGAAUGAAGCGUUUUCUGACAUCAUGGGAGAAUCUGCUGAAGAAUUUUUCAGUACCACUGAUUGGCUAAGUGGAUUUCAAGACACAAAAGACCCAAUCCGUCCACUGAGAUACUUUGAUAAACCUUCACGUGACGGCCAAUCUAUUGAUCAUGCUAAUCAAUACAAGGCUGACUUGAAUGUUCAUCUCAGCAGUGGUGUCUACAACAGAGCGUUCUAUCAAAUUGUCAAGGUAGGUGGUGUCAAAAUGCGAUAUGGCUUUGAGGCAUAUCUGACCGCUAAUCGCGUAUACUGGAACUCGAACUCUAACUUUGUCAGCGGAGCCUGCGGAGUGAUACGAGCGGCCUAUACUCUUGGUCUAGACACGGAAAAAUUCAAAGCCGGGUUUAGCGUGGUGGGCAUCAGCACGUGCGACUUAACCAGCUAUUUGCGCAUGCUGACAACAUCACAGUCACAGAGUAAUAUCAAGGUAUCCCGCAUCAGACAACCUGUGUUUGGAGUCACCCUAACAGCCAGCGUCAGCUCGAUAACGGUAACGACAACAGGCGGCAGUGGAAUCAAAGUGGCCAUAUCCACAUCCUUGUCAAGGGAUUCGUCCUUAGCAAAUGGAGCAGGUUCCGUCACGUGGGCAACAGGCGGCACAACUGGCAUAGUCUACGUCCGUCUGUUUACGGAUAGUGAAACUGGGCAAACUGGCGUCUCAGUGAGUUUGUCGAUGAAUUAA
Messenger RNA from Gigantopelta aegis, 1110 nucleotides. Its product is annotated as elastase-like. Gene Ontology annotation, biological process: proteolysis. Gene Ontology annotation, molecular function: metalloendopeptidase activity. The transcript has a single exon. The coding region runs from base 1 to 1110 and encodes 369 amino acids. The record is from RefSeq and is a predicted model, not a curated record. Lineage: Eukaryota; Metazoa; Mollusca; Gastropoda; Neomphalida; Peltospiridae.